AUGGCUGCUGAUGCGGCUACCGUCAUGGCGUAUGACGCUGCACACGCCUCGGUGUUUGCAUUGGCGACAUGGGCUAGUGAGCGGCUCGCCACGGUUGCGACGAUGGACCCGGAUUCGUACAGCAUUAUGCGCGGCACAAUGGACAGUGUCAUCGCUGCUUUGCACGGAGUCGUCGACACGCAGGUCGGCCAAAUGGCGUGGGGCUGGACAAGCGCGGUUGUGUUGGGUGUGCAGCAGCUCAUUACAACGCUUCGCACGACGGCCCCGGGCGCUGAAUCCACCAUUGACGCUAUGCUAGCGGCGCAGCAGGCAAUGCGAGAAACACUGCUGGCUGGCCCGACGCCUGCCGGCAACAGCAACGCUGCGACGCAGGUGGCCAUGUUCGCGUUGGUCCUUCUCGUGGCCGCUAUCCCGCGGGGCAGCCCUGCGGCACGGGCGCCCAGCAGCGUCCCUGCGGCGCAGGGCGACUCGGCGUUUGGCAUCCCGUCCGCGCCCUCGCAGGGCCUGCUGGGGACCAGCACAUCCAGCCGCAAUUUUGACGCGUCCGUGGCGGAUGGUCUACCGCUUCGCUACGACCCCAAAGGCCUGGAUGACUACUUCGGGCAGCGGCCGCUGGUGGUGCUCAGGCGAAAUGCGCAAGUCUUUUCAAAAAUUGGCGGAUUUGCCGUCAACGUCUUGAUCGACUGGCAGAUGGGCGUCUUCGAGACCAACAUGGGAUUGCGCGCUAAGGAAGCUGGCCGGAUUAUUGAGGACUUGGGACCAGCGUACAUUAAGAUUGCCCAGCAGUUGUCUACGCGUGUUGACCUGGUGCCGCCCCCGUACCUCGAGGAGUUCAAGCGGCUGCAGGAUAAUGUGCGCACCUUCAGCACCAUCGAGGCCCGCGACGUGCUGGAGUCCGGCCUCGGCUACUCCGUGGACCGGGUCUUCGAGUGGCUGUCUGCGGAGCCGCUGGCGGCCGCCAGCCUUGGACAGGUGUAUCGCGGCAAGCUGCGCCCAGAGCACGGCGGCGCGGAGGUGGCGGUCAAGGUGCAGCGGCCGGCGGUGCUAGAGACCGUGGCGCUGGACAUUUACAUAAUGCGCCGCGCCGCGAUCCUCGUAUCCACACUGCCGGGGAUGUCGGACCAGUGGGCUGUGGUGCUUGACGAUUGGGCUUCACGGUUCUUUGAGGAGAUGGACUACCAGCUGGAGGCCUACAACACCAUGACGUUUAAGAAGCAAAUGGCCUCGCUUCAGGGUAUUACCGUCGCCACAGUGUAUCCGGAAUUCACCUCGCGCAAGGUCAUUGUCACAGAGUGGAUUGAGGGAGAGAAGCUGAACCAUUCGAAGGCCGAGGACGUACGGGCGCUGUGUUCCACGUUGCUCAACUGUUACCUCAUCCAGCUCUUGGAGACGGGCUUGCUGCACGCGGAUCCGCAUCCCGGCAACCUGUUGCGAACCGCGGAUGGAAAGAUCGUCAUUCUGGACUUUGGCCUCAUGACGGAGGUGACGGAGGAUCAGCGCAUCGCUCUUAUUGAGUUCAUUGCGCACCUGACCAUGGAGGACUGGAAAGGCGUGUCCAAGGACCUGCUCGCGCUAGGGUUUAUGCCGGAUGGCAUGCCGGACAACGCGGAAAACCUCAUCGCGCCCGUGCUGGAGCAGGUGAUGGGCCAAAUUGUUAGGGGCGGUGGCCUGCGAGGUUUCAACAUUGGCUCCAUGACAAGCCAGCUGCAAGGCGUGGCCAUGAGCUACAAGAUGUGCAUCCCGCCCUACUUUGGUCUGGUCCUCCGUGCCUUUUGCGUGAUCGAGGGCAUUGCGCUCAAGACGGACGAGAACUACGCCAUUGUCCAGGAGUGUCUGCCUUACCUCUCUCGCCGGCUGCUGACCGACAACAACCCGCGUAUGCGGAAGGCGCUGCGCCAGCUGCUGUACGGCAAGAAGAACCGCAUCGACAUUGAGCGACUGUCCAAGCUCAUCUCAGCGUUUGGUGCCUUCACGACCAACUCAGCGACAGCCCAGGCCGCCGGCCCCACGUUUGGUGCGGCUGCGGAGCGGGCCUAUGCGGAGCGCAUCAAAGGCCAGCUCAACGGCGUUGCCGCCUCCAAUGGUCCGGUCGUCAACGAGGCCACGCGCGAGGUGCUCAAGGUCGUGUUUGCCAAGGACGGCAGCUACGCCCAGGAGUUGAUUGUGGAGGAGAUGGUGGCAGCGGUGGACGCAAUGAGCCGCGAGGCGCUGGGCGAGGCGCUGCGACUGGUGCUCAGUUCGGCGGGCGCGGUGACGGCGCUGCGCUCCGUGGAGGCGUUGGGACCUCUGAGGUCGAUGCUGAUGCCGCUUCCGCUUCCACUGGAGAUGCUUUCGGCGAUGGCGCCCUCGGUAACGCUAACGCCGGAGGACCGCCAGGCGUUGGCUAUGGUUCGCACACUGCUGGACCUGUUGCAGCCAUCGAUUGCGCGUUUGCCCGAUGUGGCUGCUACAGGCGGUCGCGCCAUCCGCGCCGCCGGCGAGCUGAUGCCCAUGGUUCCGGAGCUGCUACCCGGCAUGCGCUCUACCCUGGAGCUGUUUAUCAGGCAGCUUGUCCGCCGCAUGGCGCUUCGGCUGGCGGAGGAUUUGGAAAAGUCAUCCCCUAGCGGCGGCAGCAGCAGCUACAGCGGCAACGGCGUGGGCCAGCAGCAGCAAUAA
Messenger RNA from Volvox carteri f. nagariensis, 2655 nucleotides. RefSeq lists its product as uncharacterized. The record is from RefSeq and is a predicted model, not a curated record. Gene Ontology annotation, molecular function: protein kinase activity; ATP binding. NCBI's taxonomy places the organism in Eukaryota, Viridiplantae, Chlorophyta, Chlorophyceae, Chlamydomonadales, Volvocaceae. The transcript has 13 exons. Gene Ontology annotation, biological process: protein phosphorylation. Bases 1 to 2655 code for a protein of 884 amino acids.